AUGAUAAUAAACGAGCUCUCUGGAGCGAAUGUGUGCGAGAUUGAGCAGUAAGUUGUUCUUGGUUCACUGCAUGGUUGUAAAUUGAGGAUAUCAACAAAAAAUCUUAUCAGUCUGUCGGGAAAAUAAUGUGGAUUUGUCGCGGAAAAAAGCCCAUUUCAAGGCACACCAAAUCCACAUUGUUUUCCCGACAGACUGAUGCGAGAAAAGAGGGGUGAUGGAGAAAAGAGGGGUUAAAAUCAGCAACACUUUUCAUAGUUUUUUUUAUUUUUGGACAUUUUUUACGGCCCUAGGUCCUGGAAUCGAGCCAUUUAGAAUUGCAUCGAAAACCUUUGAAUUUCAGGAUCACCAAAGUUGCGAACGGCACCCGAAUCUUCAGAAUCAAACACUGCUGUCCCGGCUAUCACACGGUGGAUGGGAAGAGUUGUAAGUCAUCCAUUUUUUCGUACAAUUUUCGAUCUUAUUCACAGGGGAAGUACUCCAGGUGCGACGCUCAGAUUUUCUUUAAAUUUUGCACACACGUCGGGUAUGGACUAGAUAUCAAUUCCUGAAAGUUUUAGCUCGCGCUUUGCGGGCACCGCCGAGAUAUCGACCGAUUCUUGCCGCCGAGAGAGCAGGCUAAACGUGGAGAGAGGUCACAGAGAAAAACGCUUCUUUUCCAUAACUUUGCCAGUCUUGCGGGAACAAAAUUGGUUUUUUGUGGAAAAAUUGUGCUAAGUAUUGGGAAAAGACCGAAAAUUUCUGAAAUUGAAAAUCGAAAAAAAAAUUUUUUUUUUUUUUUAUUUUUUUGUCGAAAAAUCUCGAUUAUUUCCGCAAAAUGAAUGCUAAAAAUAGAGAGCACGCUAAACGCAGAGGGCGGUCCGAGAGAAAAACGCUUUUUGGCCAUAACUUUGGCAGUUUCAUGCGGAAAAAUUUGAUUUUUUGUAGAAACAUUACCCUCUAUGGUAGGAAUAGAUAUGAAACUUUUCGUGCCGAAAUUCGGCAAAACUUCCAAAAAUUUGGCCGACUUUCGAUCUAAAAAUCUCGGUUGUUUCUGCAAACCGCGAGCUAGGAUUCUCGCAUAUAUCUUAGAAAAAAAUAUUUUAAAUUUGUGCCAAGUUUCAUCAAAAUCUUAGCGUCGCACUUGGGGUACUUCCCCUGUCAGUUUAAAAAUGUGAUUUUUUCUUAAAACUGUGAUUUUUUUCAAAUUUUUUGAGAGAAUUCUCAAAUAUCGCAAAUUUUUUUUUGCAGUUUUGUUGCUCGUCAAAACUACUAGGGAGGUCUUUGAACACAGUUCACGAUUAUUAUUGCACAAAAAUCGAGAGCUCUUGAACUUUGAGACUAAAAUUCGUCAUAAGUUUUUCUGAAAGCAUAGGAGCAAACUUUGCUUGAAAUUCUUACGUGAAAUUUGAUGAUUUUUGAACGAUGAUUUUUCAAAAAAAACCCCCCAAAAUGCACUGUGCAUUGGCGAUGGAAAAAAGUUCAAAAUGCACUGUGCGAAACAGAAAAAAUAUGCAUGAAAAAUGCACUGUGCGUUGAGGGAAAAAGUGCGAAAAAAUUGAAAAUGCACUGUGCGGAAGGGAAAAAAUGUCCAUUUAACAAAUUUUUUUAAAAAAUUAAUGUUUAUUACAGGCUAGGAGCUCGGGAUUUUUUGAUAAAAAAAAAUAACAAAAAAAAAAUAAAAUUUUUUUUUUUUUUGAAAAAUUAAUGUUUAUUACAAACUAGGAGCACUAUAUUUCUGUCAAAAAUAAAUUUUUUCCCAAUGAAAUCCACAGAGUUAUGAAAUAAAAACGUUUUUUCUCUGACCUGUCUGACCCACUCUCCUCACUUUGCAUGCUCUCUCGCAAAAUGAUGAAAAUACUAAUUUGAUUAAAAAUUAGAGUAGCGCAAAAAAAUGAUUUUUGCGACAUGCACAGUGCGAAAACAAAAGUUCGCUUUGCACUGUGCAAUUUCUCGCUUAUUGCACAGUGGAAUAGACUUUUUUGGGCUGUCGAUCACACGGCUUUCUGCACAGUGCAAACGCCAAAAAAUCACUCCAGCGACUUUACAAACUGACUCGUAUCAGUUUGUCGGGAAAAUAAUGUGGAUUUCAUACGCCUUGAAAUCGCUCAUCAUCACUUUCCGAGCGACGCGACGAAAAAAGUUGCCGCGACAAAUCCACAUUAUUUUCCCGACAGACUGAUACUACCACUACAGUCAACCUGCAGCUUUAUUUUUUCUUUAUUUAUGCAUAAUUUGCCUCUUAUUUUCACCUUAAUUUACCCCAUUUCAUCGACGCAAAUCCUUUUCCUUUCAUCGAAAAUCUUUUUCCCCAAUUUUUCUUUCCCAAUCCAUCAAAACCUUGUCAAACGGAGGUUUUUUGUUUAAAACUCCGAUGAGUUGUUUGUUACGGGUCUUGCAAAAAAUCAAAAAAAAUUGUUUUGUCAGACACAAAGUUUUCCCUUCCUUUUACAAAUAAUUGAGAGGAGCCGAACGAUUUGCGAUUUUUUUUCAUCGCAUGACACGGCUUGGGUUGUCGAGACUGAAUGGGAAGUUUUUGUCAUUUUGGAUUGGGCUAUAUUUGAGGGAUUAAAUUGCGGUAAAACCCAAAGAAGACAGGUUAUACGAUGAAACAUGUUUGGUCGAAUAAAAUGUCUCUGAAUUACGGACUUUCAAGUGAACCAGAGCGAACUCUAAUAAACCGUAUAUUAGUUCCUAAAAUUUUUGAUUCAAUUUUUUCAGAGUUACGCGACAUUUUAUACGAUAAAACAUGUUUGGUCGUAUAAAAUGUCUCCGAGUUACGGACUUUAAAAUAACCCAGGGAUAGGCAUAAUGAAUCGUAUAUUAGUCUCUUAAAAUUUUAAUACCUUUUAGAGCAAAGCGACCUUUUAUACGAUGAAACAUGUUUCGUCGUAUAAACUGUCUCCAUAAAAAAUUUUGUUGUACAAAAUUUGUAUUCCACAUGCUAAUUGGAGUUCUUGCUUACAAUCUAAAAAAAAUGAAUUUUGGCGACAUUUUAUACGAUGAAACAUGUUUGGUCGUAUAAAAUGUCGUCGCAUAAACAAUGUUGAAAGGAAGCGGACAAAUUGUGAUGUAUCACUUUUUAUUCUCUAGAAAUUUUAGCUUUCAAUUUGAUGCGGCAACUGAGAUAUUCAACUUCGAAAAAAAUCAAAUUUUUUUAUUUAAAAUUUUUUCUAUAAAAAACCCCUUUUCCAUAUUGCCGGAAGCGUUUUAAAUAUAUUCUCCGUUCCAUGCGGACAGUUUAAAGUCACCUGAGGCCGUUAGGAAAGAUUGAUUUAUAAGCCCGAUAAGUCUCUCUCGUGCCUUUUCAAAUUCUUUAUUGUUUUGGUUUCGCUCAGCGUUUUUUGUGGCUGAAAGUAGAAGCUUGAAAGUCAUUUUGAAGCCCACUUGCGGUCAAGGGGCCUGUUUCACGAACGCAAAAUAAAGAAAAUAGAAAUAUGAGUGAGCGAGGGAACAGAGGAAAUGCAUGCGAAACGGGAGAGACGGCAGGAAAAUGAGGAUUGCGCCAAUUCUCAAUCGGAGUGACUUUUUACGUCCAAAAUUACGGGUUGGCGGUAGUAUUUGAGCCAUAACUUUCCUCUACUUGGGCCUACAAGCACCCUCCAAAAAUUCAAAUAAUGCUGAGACUUCGGGCUAUGUAGAUCUAUAAAAAUUUUUGCUCUACCGCCAAUGACAAAGUUUCCAUAGGCGUUGUAGUGUUGAAUUCUUCUACUUUAUAACGCUAAAAGGCCUUUUUUCGCGUUAAUUGAAACAGUAAAAAAUUCUAAUUUAUGUCAGUCGAUAGACAAUUUAAUUCUCUACAAAACAUUUUUAGAGGGCCAACUGUAAGUAAUUUUUUGGCUGAGUAAUAACUGAUUUACUUUGACAAUCCCUCGAUUUUCAUCACAAAAAAUCUUUCGAAAGAGCCCUCAAAUCAAAACAAGAGAGAAGUUUUACGGUAAAAAAUGGGAUGCGGCUGGACUAAAUCAUCCAUAACUUUAUCAGUUGGUGAGAUAUAGACGCCCCUCUAAAAAAAUGAGGUAGCCAAGACAAUUUUCUUUACAAUUAUAUAAAAUUUUAUACUAAUAUUUUAUUAUUUGGAACAAAAACCUAUUUUUAUUCUGAAAAAAUGGAAAAAUGUUGCAAACUGCUGCACUACUAUAAAUUUGUUCGUGCCGUAGAUCGCCAAACAUCCUAAAAAAUUGCAUUACUGUAAACCGCGGACUCAGGUCUACAUGAUUUUUUUUAAAUGGUGUCGAUCCGACAAUUUUGGGCGAUGUUAUGAGGGAAUUAAGCUAGAAUUGCAAAAAUUUUAUAGAAAAUAGAAAUAUGCUCAUUCCUACUGCUAUUUUCGAGCGAGUUUUUGCAACAAUGCAACGAAACUUGCACACAUGACAGUCCAAACAGUUAGCAUUAUUCGAAAUUUUGAAGGGUGAUUCUACGCCCAUGGAGGGAAAAGUUAUGACCGAAACACUGCCGCCAACCCUGAUUUUGGACGUAAAAAGUCACUCCGAUUGAGAAGUGGCGAAAUCCUCAUUUUUCUGCCGUCUCUCCCGUUUCACAUGCAUUUCCUUUGUUCCCUCGCUCACUCAUAUUUCUAUUUUCUUUAGAAAUAUGAGUUUUUGCGUUCGUGAAACAGGCCCAAGGUUGUUGAGUUGAAGGUGGCUUCGGAAUUUUUUUAUUUUUUUUUGAUUUUUUUUUAUUUUUUUUGUAUUUUUUAUUGUCGUAUUUGUCUGAGAAGCUGGCAAAAAUUGUAGAUUAUGAUUUUCCAAGACAUCCCUGAUUUUUUUAGCAUUAUUUUUACGGAUAUUUUCGAGAUUCUUUGAUAAAAAAAAAAAAAAAAAAAAAUUUUUUAAACAAUUAAUGUUUAUUACAAUCUAGGAGCACUAUAUUUCCACCAAAAAUAAAUUUUUUCCCAAUGAAAUCCACAGAGUUAUGAAAUAAAAAACUUUUUUCUCUGACUUCUCUGACCCACUCUCCUCACUUUGCGUGCUCUCUCGCAAAAAGAUUUCGCAAUAUCUCCGCUGCGGAUAUAAAUUUUUAACUAAAAUUUUCACUAAUCAACACAUGGAUUAUACAGAGUAUUCCUGCAAAGUUUCAGGAAGAUAUGAGAGUUUUGAUUUUUUUUGUUCUCCUUGGUCCCCCCUAACCAUUUUUUCAAAAAAAAAUUUUUUUUUGAAAAUUUCGAAAAAUUAUUUCAAAAUAUCCUGGAAAGCUCCCGAAAUUAGGCCCACGGAAACUCUCUAAUUCGCGGGUGUGGGAACAACUCGUGCGCGAUGAAGAAACGGAGCCCCAUUGCAAUUGUGCUUACUCAUAACAGAGAGUGCCCGCAAAUGGAGGGAAAAAGGGUUGGAUGAGUCAUUCAUUCAGCUGAAUGCGCGGCUUUCCAAGGCGGUUUUUCUCGAUUUAUUUUGAGGUCUAGCUACUUUUCUGGGCUUGGGAAACUUUUUUCGAUUAAAAAAAUUUUUUUUUAUUUUUUAAAAAAUUAUCAUUUUUUUUUUGGUUUUAGCGUCUUUGGGAGCCCAGAAAAAAUAUUAGAAAUUAUUUUUCGAUUUUUUCAUUUUUUAAAAUUUCCAAUUUUUUUCAUUUCUUUAUUAGAUUUAUUUUGGGGUCUAGCUACUUUUCUGGGCUUGGGAAACUUUUUUCGAUUAAAAAAAUUUUUUUGAUUUUUUUUUUAUUUUUUGAAAAAUUAUUUUUUUUUGGUUUUAGCGUCUUUGGGAGCCCAGAAAAAAAUUAAAAAUUAUGUUUCGAUUUUUUCAUUUUUUUAAAUUUUCCAUUUUUUUCAUUUUUUUUUAUUUUUUUUUAAAUUAUUUUUUUUUGGUUUUAGCGUCUAUGCAAGCCCAGAAAAAAAAAUUAAAAAAAAAAUUUUUUUCCUAAAAAUUUUUUUUCCAAUUCCCCCCAAAAAACCCGCAUUUAACGACCAGACCGGAAAUGGCGCUCAUGUUAAGAGGAUUAUAUAAAUAUUAAUGUAAUCGAAUCCACUCUUCCAUUUUUGAGCUGCUCGUAAUUUCGCGGCUCAUUUUUCACGCGCAAAUUUCAUUUUAAUGGCUAUAAACGGAAGGGGGAUGAUGACAAGCGCACAGUGCGCCCGUUUCACACCUUUUACUGGCAGUAAAAAUGCAAAAAAUCCCUAUAAAUGCAAAUUUAGUGUAAAAUAGUGCUUCUCCUAUCAAUAUAAAUAUGUAAAACCUCUCCCCAAUCUACAUAUCUUCUCGUCCGCCGUUUGUUUUUGUGGUAUUCGAGACGGAUUUAAUUGAUCGCGGAGCUUGUCGCCGGUGUCUUGGGCCCAUUUAUUUCCCCCCAGACUUCCUUGUCUCUCCCGUUCUGUGGACGUGACUUUGUUUUAUAGGGAAACAUGACUUCCCGGCCUCCCGAUAUAUUCGAUUUCCUUGGGAGAACAAGUCGGUUGAGAAGAAUUACUUUGUUGUCAAAGAAAAGUCCAAUGUUUUGACAUUUUUUGCGAUUUCGGAACGAAAAAUCCCACAAUCCAGUGCAAGUAAAACCUUUUUUUAACUUUUCGUGGCCAAAAAUUUGCAGAGAAACAGCAAAAAUUUUUUUUUUUCUCUGACCGUCUCUCCUUAUUUUCCAUAGUCUCUCGCCAGAAAAGACCCUCGAAUAUCUCCGCUAUAUCUGCAAAGCAUGAUCUAAAACUUUGGCGAAUUGAUAUACAUUCUAUAAGGACUGACUCUGAUUGUUUUAAAAUCCUAAAUUAAAAGACAUUUUAUACGAUCAUACAUGUUUCAUCGUAUAAAAUAUCGCUUCAAUCAUAAAAAUGUAGGGAAAAUUUCUGAUGGACAAAUCUAUGGUUGAUUAAGGAUGAUUCUGAUUUAUUUGAAAGUCUGUAAUCGUGAGACAUUUUAUACAAUCAAACAUGUUUCAUCGUAUAAAAUGUCGCUUCAAUCUAAAAAAAUAAAUUAAAAUUUCUAGGGACUAAUAUCCGGUUCAUUAUUGCUGGCUCUGGUUCAUUCUAAAACGUUUAAUUCGGAGACAUUUUAUACGACCAAACAUGUUUCAUCGCAUAAGAUGUUUCCUUUGGUUUUACCGCAAUUCAAUCCCUCAGAAAUGGCAAAAUUGCAACUUAUCCCCUAAAAGCCCAAAAUGGGCAGCAUUAGACAUAGUAUAAUAGAUUCUCAUAGAUUCACUUUGCAAAAUUUUUUCAAAAAAAAUCCGCCGAUUUUUUCUUGGAGUUUGAUUUUUUUUUUCCAAAUUUCGAAGUCAUCUUAAAAUACGAAAUUUUCAAUACAUUUUAUACCCUAAAACACCCAAAGCACCGUUUCAAAUUGGCUAUUAGCACACUGUAAGCCGAUAUAAAUCCGCAUCAAGCUUCGAUUUAUCCGAGGGUGUAACCAAUUCCUUUUCGCGCAACCCGUGUCUUUUUUCUUUUUUUAUUGUUUCCAAAAAUGUUUUUUCUCUCAUUUCACGUGAUCAAAGAGCCGGUGAAAACGAAAUAUUUUUCUUUACAGCGUAAAAAGAAGGGGCAAUUACCGAUCUAUUUCGUAACUUUCGUGACUUUUCUGCUUUUUUGGACUAUAAUUUUUUCUAGCAAUAAUACAUUUUUUACACUUUUUUAUUGCGAUCUGCAGCAAAACCGGGAUUUUUAUUCCGAAAUUUGGUAGAAAUAUUAAAAAAAAAAAAAAAAAAAAAAAAAAAUUUUUUACGAAUUUUGUCAAGAAAAGUUUCAUACUUAUUUCUACUGUAGAGGGUAAUAUUUUUGCAAAAAAUCAAUUUUUUUCCGCAUGAAACUGGCAGAGAUACGGCCAAAAAUCAUUUUUCCCCAGCUGCGCCCGAGCCUUUCAAUUGGGUUGCGUUUACGGCUAGCGCUAGAGACAAGUGUGGGCAAAAGUUCAAAAUGCACUGUGCGAAAGGGAGAAAAUGUCCAUGCACUUUAUGAAAAUACUAAUAUGCCAAAACGUCUUGACAUGUUUGCAAAAAUUUUGAGAAAUUUUUAGAUAGUCAGUUAGGUUGAUUUUUUUUAUUUUUCAGCCUAAAAUUUCGAUAUUUUAGGCUGGAAUAUCCCUUGAAAAAUUUACAAGGGAAGUACUCCAAGUGCGACGCUCAGAUUUUCAUUAAAUUUUGCACACACGUCGGCUAUGGGCUAAAUAUCAAUUCCUCAAAGUUUUAGCUCACGCUUUGCCGGCGCCGCCGAGAUAUCGAACGAUUUUUGCCGCCGAGGGAGCACGCUAAACGUGGAGAGCGGUCAGAGAGAAAAGCGUUUUUUGGCCAUAACUUUGGCAGUUUCGCGCGGAAAAUUUUGAUUUUUUGUAGAAGCAUUAACCUUUACGGUUGAAAUCGGCAGGAAACUUUUGGUGCCGAAAUCCGACAAAAAGUCCUAAAUUUUCGCCGACUUUCGAUCUAAAAAUCUCGGUUGUUUCUGCAAAGCGCGAGCUAGGAUUUUCGCAUAUAUCUUUGAAAAAAUUAUUCUAAAUUUGUGCCAAGUUUCAUCAAAAUCUUAGCGUCGCACUUGGAGUACUUCCCCUGUAAGCCAAAAUGUCUUGAGAUGUCUGCAAAAACUUUGAGAAAUUUUUAGAUAGUCAGUUUGGUUGAUUUUUUAAAAAUUUUCAGUCUAAAAUUUCGAUAUUUUAGGCUGGAAUAUCCCUUGAAAAAUUUAGUCUCAACUUAUGAAAAAAAAAAUUUUCUCAUUUUUUUACUAUUUUAAUUUGCCCCUAAUACUAGCUUGAUGUCUAAAUCAAUAUCUUUCUAAAUAAAAAUUUCCGGUUGCUUCCUCUUCAAAAAUUCCGAAAGACCCGCAGAACUAGUAAAUAUUGACUUGAUCUUCCCCGUCUGUCUUAAUACCAUCCUGGAGCAAUGUUUGGGAGAAGCCGCAUAAACAAGCGGCGGAAUGGCUUCGCUUGCCUUUUGCAGCGGAUAUCCGCGAGUUAUUUCCGUGCCCAAAAGUCUUUCGGGGCCGGAUUAUUGGGAUUACUUUCAAGGAAUUCGUCGGCCCUAAUUCCCUUAAUUUUUGAUAUUGAAACCGCCAAAUUUCGUAUACAUUUAAUUAGCGUAAUUUCUGAAUAUUCAAAUUUUAAAAUAUCUAAAAAUAAUUUACUAUUUUUAUAAUCAAAUUUUUUGAAUUUUUAAGGCAUUUUUUUUCCUGAAUUUUUUAUUUUUAAUAAGUCUUUGCAGACGAGAAAGCAGGCAAAAUGCGGAGAGCGGUUACAGAAAAAAAAACACUUUUUGGUCCUAUCUUCGCCCGUUUUGCGCGGAAAAAAUUGAUUUUUUGUGGAAACACUAUACUCUACAGUAGAAAUAUUCAUGAAACUUUUCAUGCCAAAAUUCGCAAAAAAUUUUCAAAAUUUCCCCAACUUUCAGCCUAAAAAUCUCAAUUGUUUCUGCAAAAUUUGAGGUAAAAAAUUCAGAUAUGUCUUGAAAAAGAUUGUUCUAAAUUUGCCCCAAGUUUCAUUAAAAUACAACCCUCGCCACGCUUGCAAUCGCACGGUCCCACCUUACCCCAACCAAGGGAAAAAGUUUCUAGAACAAAAAGUCUUCUUCCCGAAUAGAGACGUCGUAAAACAAGAAACUUAUAAUUUUUUGCAUACAUUAUAAAGAUUAGAUAUUUUAAAAUGCAAAAAAAAAUUUUUAUGUAAUUUUUUGAAUUUUGUUCAAAAUUUCAAAAAUUAAAAAAAAACCCAAAAAACUUCAUUUUAAUUUUUUUCAGCUGCCUCAGGCAUUUUUAAAUACCAAAACAUUAUUAUUUUUUCUAAAUAAUUUUUUUUUUCAAAAUUUCAAAAAAAUUAAAAAAUUUUUUUUUCCCUAUAACCUUUUUUACCCCCUAAUUAAACUGUUUCUACUGUUUUCCAGAAAAGCAACGUCUCCUUUUGUUAUUAUUUACCGUUUUUCGAGCUUUCGAAACAAUUUUGUUUUCGGCACAAAUGUCUCUCCAAAGUAUAUUUGGGAACGGAAAAGGGGAGGAAGUCUCUAUAAAGUUGUUUGAUUGAAUAUAGAAAUCCCCGCUUUGUCACGUUACUUUAUUGUUUUACGACGUCUCCAUUCGGGAAGAAGACUUUUUGUUCUAGAAACUUUUUCCCUUGGUUAGGGUAAGGUGGGGCCAUUCGAUUGCAGGCGUUGCAAGGGUUGUAUUUUAAUGAAACUUGGGGCAAAUUUAGAACAAUCUUUUCAAAAGACAUAUCGGAAAUUUCUAGCUCAAAUUUUGCAGAAAAAAUUGAGAUUUUCAGGUCGAAAGUUGGGGAAAUUUUGAAAUUUUUUGCGAAUUUUGGCAUGAAGUUUCAUACUUGUUUCUACCGUAGAGUGUAAUGUUUCCACAAAAAAUCAAUUUUUUCCGCGCGAAACUGGCAAAGAUAUGGCCAAAAAGUGUUUUUUUUUGUAACCGCUCUCCGCGUUUUGCCUGCUCUCUCGUCCACAAGGAGCGUGGAACGCUAAUUUUUACAGAUUUAGCUUCUUACCCAGUAGAAAAAAUUAUUUUUUUCCGCGCAAAACUGUCCAAAAUAUGACCCAAAAUUUUUUUUCUCUGACCGCUCUCCCCUCUUCGCGCUCUCUCUAGAAAAAUCAGUUUUUCUGCUGCAAAAAACGAACUCAAAUCGUUUUUGUUGGACUCUGCGUGACUAGUGAUUGGGAAGUGUGGAAUCUUUCCAGAAUCUGGCUGCGAAAGCCCCCCAUUGUUUAUUGUUUAUACCUCCUCUUCCUUAUAAUAGUAUAUAUUGGACGGAACACGUUGCGGGACCAAAAAAACUUUCUAUUCUGGGACCUAUCAGCGGGGAAAUUGCUACUUUAUUGGCCGUUUGGGCGCAUCUCUGACUUGUUUUGUCAGCCUGUCGGGAAAAUAAUGUGGAUUUGUCGCUGCAAAUCUCCAGUCGCGGCAAGUGGUCGCAAAGCAAUGAUGGGCGAUUUUAAGGUCCGAAAUCCACAUUAUUUUUCCGACAGACUGUUACCAGUCCGUUCGCAAAGUCGCUGGAAUGAUUUAUGCUACUUGCACUGCGCAAGAAAAGUCACAGGGCGAGCGACAGCCCUAAAAAGCGUAUUGCACGGUGCAAAAAGCAACAAAUCGCACAGUACAAAGUAAACUUAUGUUUUUCGGCGACAUGCUCUAUUGGAAAACGAAAGUUUACUUUGUACUGGGCAAUCUCUUGCUUCUGGCAGUGCAAUAAGCUUUUUUGGGUUGUCGUUCGCAUUCUGACUUUUCUUGCACAGUGCAUGUCGCAGAAAUCACUCCAGCGACUUUACAAACGGACUGGCAUCAGUCUGUCGGGAAAAUAAUGUGGAUUUUGGACGCCUUAGAAUCGCCCGUCAGCGCUUUGCGACCACUAGCCGCGACUGCAGAUUUGCUGCGACAAAUCCACAUUAUUUUCCCGAGAGACUGAUACUACUAGUAGUAUACAUACUCCGAUCAUUGUUUUUUUUUAUUUUUCGAGCGUCUGCCAUCAUCACGUUUAAUUUUUUCUUUGAAAAUCAUCACGAUCACAAAGAAAAAUACCUUGCUCUUUACUGAUAAGCUAUCAUCAUAAUAUUCGCUUUUUCAUCCGUUUACUAAUCAACACAACUUUUACAGGCAGAAUGGACUUCCUGAACCCGUUCAGCGACUCGGAACAAUUCAGUGUGGCCCUGAUUUUCCUUUGCCUUUUCUUCCUGGUCGUCUCCAUGUUGUCUAUGUGCAUUGCCUACAGAUAUUACUACCGUUAUCGGCUCGGGAGGAAUGCGAAAAAACAGGGGUGAGGCUUUUUUUUGAAAACCUUUGGGUAGUUUCUUAGCUCGAGGGAAGCGUUCGAAGUGCGACGGAUCAGAUUUUCUUCAUAUUUUGCACAUACGUUGGGCAUAGGACGCAUAUCAAUUCCCGAAAAUUUUAGCCCGCGUUUUGCAAAGGCAGCCGGGAUAUUAAACAAUCUUUGUGGCCGAGAGAGUAGGGGAAAUGCGGAGAGCGGCCAGAGAGAAAAACGUUUUUUUGGGCAUAUCUCUGCCAAGUUCGCGGAGAAAAGAAGAUUUUUUGUGGAAACGUUGCCCUCUGCGGUAGAAACAAGGCUGAAAUUUUUAUGCAGACUUAUUUAUACCGUAGAGGGCAACGUUUCCUCAAAAAAUCUUCUUUUCUCCGCGAACUUGGCAGAGAUAUGGUCAAAAAGCGUUUUCCUCUCUGUCCGCUCUCCGGUUGCGCCUGCUCUCUCGGCCGCAAAGAUUGUUGAAUAUCUCGGAUGUCUUUGCAAAGCGCGGGCUAAAAUUUUCGGGAAUUGAUAUGCGCCCUAUUCCCAACGUAUGCGCAAAAUUUAAAGCAGAUCAGCGGGCUAAAAUUUUCGGGAAUUGAUAUGCGCCCUAUUCCCAACGUAUGCGCAAAAUUUAAAGCAGAUCUGAUCCGUCGCACUUCCCCUGUUUAAAAUUAAAAUUGAAGCAAAAUUGCAUUUUUUCUAUUGUUCAUUUCCAGAAUUCUCACAAUGGAAGACAUGGAUCUUCGAGAUGAAGAAGCGUUUAUUGUUGGGAAGUUCGGGACUCCCCCAUUGGAAGAGGCACCUUACAAGCCGAUCGUCUUGAAGGCGUAA
Messenger RNA from Bursaphelenchus xylophilus (pine wood nematode), 12434 nucleotides. The record is from the annotation of a GenBank genome assembly. Lineage: Eukaryota; Metazoa; Nematoda; Chromadorea; Rhabditida; Aphelenchoididae.